Molecule: messenger RNA, 1016 nt
Organism: Rhopilema esculentum
Lineage: Eukaryota; Metazoa; Cnidaria; Scyphozoa; Rhizostomeae; Rhizostomatidae
Source: RefSeq, a predicted model, not a curated record
ACACAUACGGCAAUACAAGUGGCAAUGAUGUGCAAGAAAUGGACUGAAACACGGAAAAAAAUUCAGAACCUAAGACGUCAGAACAACAGGCUAAAACAUGUUAUAAGGACACUACGGGAAGGCAGCGAAAAGAAUGAAGAUAGCGGUAACCCUAUUCCUGUUGAGGAUAUACUUCUUGCUGAAGAGUCAAAUGAAAAUUUAUCAGAAGACGAGGACAGCGAAUGGAAAGUUGAUGAAGCAGACAGUUCUCCUAGUGACAUGUCAGAUAGUGAUGGGACUGAUUUUGAUGAUUAUGAUUAUGAUGAUACACAUAAAAAGAGGCAACAAGUGAGAAUUGACCAAAAUGCAACUCCAGAAAAAGAACCCAAGUUUAUUGUAUUUUAUACAAUGCUACUACAAGUCUUUUCAAUCCUCUGUUUCAAGUGUAAAAAAACUAAGCCAGGAGUCAGAAUGGAGCAGAAUGGGACAAUGGUAACUGUUUAUCAGAGUUGCAUCGAAUGUGGGAAAGACUGUUGGAAAUGGAGGUCACAACCAUACGUUCUUGGUCGUUAUCCAGCUGGUAACAUCUUGCUUAGUCUCAGCACUCUUACAGCUGGAGCAUCAAUCAGCAAACUGCUAUCAAUUUUCAGACACUUCGGCCAUGCCACUUACAGUGCACAUACUUUUUUCCGUCAUCAAAAAAAGUUUGUUUUCCCUGCAAUUCUCCGUCACUGGGAGCUAUAUAGAGCAUCAUUACUGACUGAGCUUCAUGGUGUUAAAGACAUUGUCCUAUGUGGCGAUGGGCGAUUCGAUUCGAUGGGGCAUUCAGCAAAAUAUGGCACUUACACGAUGUAUUGUGACAAUAUAAAAAAAAUCAUACACUUUGAAUUGGUUCAGUCAAAUGAAUGCAAAGGUAGUUCCAAUAUGGAGUUGCUUGGUGCUAACAAUGUUUCGGAUACCUAAAUGAUGCCGGGAUAGAGGUCUCCAAUUUUAUAUCAGACAGACACAGAGGAGUGGCCAAAUGGAUAAGGGAGUCU